UUUGCCUACCCCCACACGUAUUCCGAAAUCCAAAGCCCUGACUCGGAAGCAAUCCCAACCCUCCGCUUCUGCUCCACUCCGAUCACUCUCUCCGUCUCUCUCUCUCCCCCUACUCCCUUUCUAUGCUCUGUGGGGGAUGACGAGCUCCCAUCCAUGGCGGCGACAUCACCACCACUCCCACCACCCUCAUCACUAGCUCUCCUCCUCUUCUUCGCCCCCUUCCUCCUCCUCCUCCUCCUCCUCCUACUCUCUCUUCACCUCAAGGCUCAGCACAAGAACAACGAGGCCCACGAAGCCCAACGCAGCUCGCACACUCCUCCGGAGGCGGCGUGCGGAGUCGGGGAGGGGGAGGAGGAGGAGAGCGAGCGGAGGAAGGGGGAGGAGAAGAAGAGGAAGAAGAGGGGGCGGAAGAAGCGGCAGGGAGGAGAGGAGGCGAAGGAUGGGGCUGCGGCGGCGCCGGCGGCGGCGGGGGCGGCCGAGGAGGAGGUGGAGGGCGGAGAUAAGCGGUGGAGAGAGGCGGCGGUGGGUUGCCCCUUCCCCUUGUCCUCGUUCGGGAGCGCGAUGCAGAGGAGGAUCAAGUCGCAGUACGACGAGCUCGUCAAAUCCAGCCAUGCUAAGGUCUUGACCAUCGCUCAGGUUGGUCAGUUUAUCAACUGUCUCGUUGAGGCAAGAAAUGAAUUGCAACACAAGUCUGUGAUCAUUCAACGGAGUUUUAAAAUUAAAAAGGCAUUGUUAUUCAAGGCCGAUCGAUCUUCAUUUGAUCGCCUUUGUCAACAGAUGUACAAGUUAGAAGUGGAACAUAAGAGGCUAAAAGAGGAUGCUGCUGUCUAUAAUUUAGUUCAAGAGCAGCUUAAGUUGUCACCUGCAUACAAAACGAUGCUUGAGAUCAGUGCAAGUAUGGAGAAAGUUCCAACAGAAGGGACUGCGGAACUUCCUGAUAUCUCAUUCGAAGAGCUACUAGCCCAAGAAAAGAAGGAUUCGUUUUGGCAAAGAAACGGGAAGCUUAGGUCAUUUCCAAGCUAAUACGUGAAGCCAUCUCAAGCACGCAGUUCUGCAGUCGAAACAGAAGAGCUUGUACAUUUUGCUAGGUCUUUUUAAUCUUCUAUUUUUCUUCUACUUUUGUGCUGAGCUGUGCAUUCAUUGAGUUUUCGUACUAAAACUUGGUUUGUUAAAUGCUAAUCCACCGGUAAACUACAUCACUCAUGAGAAAUGAUAGUCAUCUUUUGGAUUUUCCUCUUACUAAGAUUUUUCAAGUUACAGAUUGUUCUUCAGAUUGUAAAGCUAAACUAAGGAUUCUGAGAGUUUCUAGAAUAUUGUUUUUGUUCCUAAAAGAGUA
This is a messenger RNA of Ananas comosus (pineapple), 1336 nucleotides long. RefSeq lists its product as uncharacterized. The transcript has 6 exons. The coding region runs from base 154 to 1023 and encodes 289 amino acids. The record is from RefSeq and is a predicted model, not a curated record. Lineage: Eukaryota; Viridiplantae; Streptophyta; Magnoliopsida; Poales; Bromeliaceae.